This is a messenger RNA of Trematomus bernacchii (emerald rockcod), 1191 nucleotides long. Its product is annotated as alpha-2A adrenergic receptor-like. Gene Ontology annotation, molecular function: adrenergic receptor activity. Lineage: Eukaryota; Metazoa; Chordata; Actinopteri; Perciformes; Nototheniidae. The coding region runs from base 1 to 1191 and encodes 396 amino acids. The record is from RefSeq and is a predicted model, not a curated record. Gene Ontology annotation, biological process: adenylate cyclase-activating adrenergic receptor signaling pathway. The transcript has a single exon. Gene Ontology annotation, cellular component: membrane.
AUGGGUUGUCUUAACUUAACCAGUGGAAAUGAGACUGGCAGGCACCCUUAUACUGUGCAGACCUCUGUGCCUUUAACCAUCCUAGUGGGUAUCCUCAUCCUGCUAACUGUGUUUGGCAAUGUCAUGGUGGUGAUUGCUGUGAUCACCAGCCGAGCCCUGAGAGCGCCUCAGAACUUAUUUUUAGUCUCUCUGGCAUGUGCGGACAUUCUGGUUGCCACCUCAGUGAUGCCUUUUUCUUUAGCCAAUGAACUGAUGGGUUACUGGCACUUUGGGAAAGUAUGGUGUGAAAUCCACCUGGCUUUGGACGUGCUCUUCUGCACCUCAUCCAUCGUUCACCUGUGUGCCAUCAGCCUGGACAGAUACUGGUCUGUCUCUCAAGCCAUCGAGUACAACCUGAGAAGGACGCCGCGCAGGAUUAAAUGCACAGUCCUCAUAGUUUGGGUACUGGCGGCUAUUAUAUCAUUCCCUCCACUCAUCACAAUGAAGAAGGACGAGGGUAAAGAAGACCGUCCCGAAUGUAAAAUUAAUGAGGAGAAAUGGUACAUCAUAUUCUCCAGCACUGCCUCUUUCUUUGCACCAUGUGUCAUCAUGAUCAUGGUGUAUGUUAGAAUAUACCUGAUUGCCAAGAAAAGAACCAGAGCCCCGCCAGGUAAAAGGCAGAGAGAAUUCGGAAACACAGAAGACGCUAAGUGUGGUUUGGAGAGAAAAGACGGAGAAGAGAGGGAGGAGGAAGAGGGGGACGGAGCAGAGAUCAACGGGCUAGAUCUGGAGGAGGAACCAUCCUCGUCUGAUGGGAAUGACACCGCCCUAUGUUACCUGAAGAAGGGGAAUUGUGUGAGAACAGCCAAAGGGGCUCAGGUGAAGCCGGGGGAAACCUCUCUGAAGCCAGAGGCGCAGCCCUGCGUGGGUCCGAGCAAGUGGAAAGGGAGGCAGUACAGAGAGAGGCGCUUCACAUUUGUUCUGGCUGUGGUCAUGGGAGUGUUUGUUCUUUGCUGGUUCCCCUUUUUCUUCACGUACUCGCUCACAGCUGUGUGUGACGCCUGCUGUGUCCCAGAGACAUUGUUCAAAAUGUUCUUCUGGUUUGGUUACUGCAACAGCUCACUAAACCCUGUUAUUUACACGAUAUUCAAUAAUGACUUUAGGGGGUCUUUUAAAAAGAUCCUUUGUAAAAGGAACAGAGUACGUUUAUAA